AUGUGGGGAUUGUGUGCUUUGAAGGAUCAUCGUAAAAUGACGGAGUUGGUCGAAGAAGUCGGAUUUGAUUCGUUAUUGCGGGGGUGCCCCCCUGUGGAGCUGGGGUACAUAGCGCAUUAUAUGUCCGUUGACAGAGGCAGCAGUCGGUUAUCGACACGCUUGGCAGGUGAGGCAGCAUACAGGAUGGUCCAGGGUGGGGAGGUGGCGGACAUUGGAUCGCUGCUGGUGGCACUGCGAGUCUUCACUGAUCGUAACUUUGCUGAGAGGGCAGGUGCCGACGACUUGGCUGACUUCAACUGGACCCUCCUCGUUCCAGCUUUGCGGGUUUUAUCGUCUCCAGAGGUGCUCGAAAGGAUAGGAAAUGAGGAUUUGAUCAACUGCUUGCUGAGCGCUGGGAUUGCGAAGAGCUUCGAAAAUGCGCCGAAGAUUUUGGCUGUGUUUUUGAAGGUAGCCGAGGAGAGGUUGCAGGGAACUGAUGAAGUCGAGAGUCUCGAGGAUUGUGGUAAAGUGUAUCGAGCGGCGUGUCGGAAUAUUCUGGGGGAUGACGGGGACGCGGCGAGAGUGAGGGAAAGUAUGGGAUCGAAGUUUGAAGACGGUAAAUUGCUCAUGAAGAUUCCUAUCCGUAUGUCUGUCUGA
Messenger RNA from Perkinsus marinus ATCC 50983, 636 nucleotides. RefSeq lists its product as hypothetical. Lineage: Eukaryota; Perkinsozoa; Perkinsida; Perkinsidae. Bases 1 to 636 code for a protein of 211 amino acids. The record is from RefSeq and is a predicted model, not a curated record. The transcript is spliced from 7 exons.